AUGUGUCCCGUCUGUCCCGGUGAGUCUAUCGACCAGUCCCAACACCCGCGCGCCAAGGCCAUGCGUGGUGUGGUCGAUGAAAAGCUGGGAGAAGGCCUGAUGAACGAUGAGAUCAGGGAUUUCUUCGUCGAGCGAUACGGCCAAAGCGUCCUGCUCGAACCCCGGCGAGAGGGUCUGAACUGGCUCGUGUGGGUCGUUCCCCCUGUCGGCAUCCUCGCCGCGGCCCUUGCCCUGUACUUUGUCCUUCGUCUGGCCGUCCGUUCGUCACCCCGAACCGAGGGGACAUCGGAUCAUGCGGCUGUUCUGACCGCAGCCGAGCGCGACGUUUACUUCCAGCGCAUCGAGGCCGCUCUGGCGUCCGAUUCGGAAGGCGAACGUCCAUCCCGCACGACUGCGGAGACCCCCGACCCGGGAGAAGCCGUUGCUGGUUGA
Messenger RNA from Geodia barretti, 432 nucleotides. The record is from the annotation of a GenBank genome assembly. NCBI's taxonomy places the organism in Eukaryota, Metazoa, Porifera, Demospongiae, Tetractinellida, Geodiidae.